This is a messenger RNA of Symbiodinium necroappetens, 3799 nucleotides long. Lineage: Eukaryota; Dinophyceae; Suessiales; Symbiodiniaceae. The record is from the annotation of a GenBank genome assembly.
GCCCGCCGGAGGCAUGAUGGCUUUCGAGGCUUUGGCAACUGUUCCCGGGCCUUCUAAGCCGGAGUUGUCUGGCAUGGACAUGCUGCACAAUGUGUCUGCCAUGCAGCCAGAUGAUUUAUUCUGCGAGGGACCGUGCGAUGAGGAGCUUGAUUUUGGUGCAGACGAUGACGAUGAGUUAUUCCCAGCUUUUGAUUGCAAACCUGCGCAUCUUUCAAAAUGCUCCACCAUGUGCCCUUCGAGCCCAGCUUGUGACCUGGAAGACAUCGGAACGCGGACGUUCGACUCCUUCCUGUCACAUGGCACAGUCUCCGCUGAGACUGACCAUGAGCACGCGUUUCCGCCAAACAGACUUCUACACGAGCAGCACAAAGUCCGCAUGAGAUCCUUUCUGACGGCAGCUGGGCUGUUAAGUGCAUCGGGUGUAGAGCAUCGGCCAGAUUGCAGUAACGCGGUCAUCCAGCAGGUUGGAGACAAAGGUGCAGCAAUUGUAGACCCUAUACCGCAGCAUCGCCUCGAGGUAGUGCUGCGUGACUUGAAUGUGAGGGAAUGCCACGAGCAGGCCGCUGCCCUUUCGGGCUCAGCGCUUUCACCUGUACUCUCGAGUUGGCUCUUGGCCGCUGGAGAGUGCUCCCUCGGUCCCGCGGCUUCGGAGAGGUCCUCGGAGCAGGAGACCACGAUCAUAGCCACACUCCCAAAAUACAACAGCCGACCCUUCACGAGUGACGGCACUGGAGUCACUGGAGGCUACGUUCGAAUCGAAUGCCGGCCGUACCAAGAGGGAGGAAUGACGGACAUUUCUGAGAAGUCAGGUGUCUGCGUUAUGCUCAGUAAAGAAUUCAGGGAGAUGUCGAAAUUCGAGGAUGGCUUGGACAUUGCCACUGUUUCAGGGUACGUGCCCGGCACCGGUCGACGGCACUGGUGCCUGCCUGUGUGGGCCUUUGCGGCCGCUGUCGAGCGGGAUCCAUCCAACAUGGAAGAUCUGAGCCUUGACUGCCGCCGGACCAACAGCUAUGUCCGCGACAUCCUCAGGCAGAAUUUCCUUCUUCAGGGCCCUUCCAAGACCUACCAAACUGGGCCAGCGGCGAAGAUGCUGGAAGAUCGCUGCACUCCAGAAGGGAUCCGACUGCAUGAGCAGAAGAGGCGCGAGCGAGAAAAGUGGAUAGAGCACGAAAAGCGAUGCUUGGAUAAGAAGUACAAUAUCGGAAAGCAGGAUAUCGUUGGUUGGUGGGACGAGGAUGAGCACACAUGCUAUGAAGGUUUCUACGACCACAACGGCAUUUGGAAUCCGUACUACAUGGCCGGAGGCCAGGGGCUGGGGCUCGAAGGCAAGACGGUGCACGAGGUCGUGGCUGAGGGAAAGGAGAAGCUGAAGGUCAACCCUUCUCAGCGUGCCGCCAUCGAGGGCUUGAAAUAUGCCUUGGAGAAGAUCCAGGGUCCUCCCGGCACUGGCAAGUCGACAACCAUCUUCCACAUCCUGGAUGCGAGGCUGCCUGCCGGUCAGCGAGUCUUGGUGACCUGCUCUCGCAACGUCGCCGUGGAAUCCAUCGCGCAGAAGCUGGAGGGACUUCAGGGUUGGCCGCUGUGCGUCUUCGGCCCACGUGACCGGGUCGGUGGCACUGCCCGUCGAUAUCUGCUGGACUCACAGGUCCAGAUCAUGGUGACCAGCAAGCAGACCUCGCUGGACCGACGGAUGAUCCUCAGAGAGGCCAUCGGAAGCUGUCUGCACCAUUUGCCCAAAGAGCAUGAUGUGGAGCUGCUGUUUUUCUUGGGUGACUUAGAAGCAGCUUCGACCGAUGUGCAGCAAAGCCUUGCGGAGGAGGAGGAGAAGUUCCGAGACCUGAUUUUUGUCGGCGGACCUGAUGCAGACCCUCCGGUGGAGAGAGAUGUCACCUACGUCCUGGAGCGGCCCACUGCAAGGGGCUUUCGGCUUGCUGUUGGGACAGCUUGGCUGGCGACGCACAGGACAGACUUGGAUUUCGUCAUGUAUUUGGAUGACGACAGCUACCUGAACGUCCCGAGAUUGCUCUCCUUACUGGAGGUACACAAUUCUCCUUCUCUUGCCAUGGGCUACAUCAUGGAGACUGAACUGGAUAUGCUGGAUACCCACAUUUGCAAAGUUUGCCCGCUGAAUUGCGAGGCGUGUCAGAUAGAUGGUUUCCUUCAGGCCUUCUGUGGCAAGUUCCCGGAAAUGUCUCUGGGCGGCUGCGCGUUUCUCAUCCACCAGUGCAAGCUUUUCGGGCAAGACACUGCCGAAGCGUCCCUGGAGGAGUGUGUGAGAAAAGCGCAGGUGAACACCAUGCAGGUGGUGCAUUACUUCGGUGCCAGAGGUGCACCACGUUGGUUUCUGGGCAUGGGCUGGGUCUUCGGGCGACGAAUCGUGGAUUUUUUGGCGAGGAAUGUCGGUGACUUGAAGAAGCAAGGUGCGGCAGAUGUGCAGCUUGGAUUCUGGCUUGCUCCUCUCGAAGGUGUUGACUGGGUUGAUAUGAAAGACGGACAGUUCCACGACUAUCCCAUGCCAGGCAGCACCUUCUCCAGGGGAUGCACCGACCAGACAGUGCUCGUGCAUCGCAUGAACAAGGAGCGCUGGCGAGACUUCGACCCACAAACCUGUGCUUUGAGACAGGUGCCCACUCGAAAGGCAGAGGCUGCAGGGCCUGGCAGCCUGGUCCAUCUUCCGACAUCACGGGGCGGUGCAGAGAUGCUGGACGACUUUAUCGCUUCGAUCCGCCACCCAAGUCUCACGAACGCGACACACCUGGCAGAAGAAGGACAAACAUUCCUUGAGGAUCAGAAAAGUGAGUCCGACGUGGCAGCGUGCAGAGAGCAGAAGGGACACGGGGAGUGUCAGGUUGGUGGACAUCUGGACGAGCCCCGACGUCGUCGUGGAGCCCAAGCCGCCAAAGAGCGCGGCGCUGCGCUCUCGGCCGCCAUAGCCACAAAGGAGGCGGCUUGCCGUGGCCGUCGAGGCGAGCGCAUCCUGCUCGCGUUCCUCCGCAAGCGAUUCGGCUUGGCUUACGCAUUGCGGGACUUAUGCUUACGCGUGGAGAGGUACUGUGCUGCGGCAGCUGCCUCUCCUGAAUGGUGCAGCCAACGUGCACAGGACAGCAAGCAGGCCACUCUCCACGAAGCUCGAAUCUUGCUUUGCACCAUCGCCUCCACCAGCCGCAUGUUGCGCGAGUGGGAGGAGGCAAUGGGCACAGAGCUACGGGUGCACACUGUCAUCGUCGAUGAGUGCGGGGCUGGCAUGGCUCAAGGAGGAGUUUUGAGGCCAACCUGUGAGCAGAGCACAACCAAGACACUGGGCCGCUCGCCGAGCCUUUCAGGCAUGGUGCUCCUCCAAAAGGCUGGUGGUGUCGCUGAGAAAGCGGACCAGCUAGAAGACAAGCUCUGUGGCAUCGACGUGGUCUCUUUGAACAGCAUAGCCCCAUCUAGUCAACCGGUCGACUUUGGCGAGCUUAUACAGGAUCCGCUCCCUGCGCUCCCGUGCUUCACAGUCCAGGAGGAAGGGCUUGACCCGACUCCGACUGGUCCCGGGAUGUGGGAAGACCAGGAAGCCGAAGAUGUCAGAAUGCAUUCCAUAAUCGAGGCUGAGAAGUCAAAGGCAACCUGGAAAUCCUUCUGCUCGAGGGGCUUUGAAGAGAGCUCGGAAUGGCGCGCGUCUCCACCAAACAGAGCCUUGCAUGAUCUCCAUGACUUGAACUUGCACGAGUUCCUCGAGGAUGUCGCUUACCAUCCAUCGAAGCUCCAAAAAGAGAUCAGGGCGGGCAGAAGGCAGGCCGCAGCGCGUGAUGCGACUUGA